This is a messenger RNA of Egretta garzetta (little egret), 1464 nucleotides long. It is a transcript of the gene TMEM161A, whose product is annotated as transmembrane protein 161A. Lineage: Eukaryota; Metazoa; Chordata; Aves; Pelecaniformes; Ardeidae. The coding region runs from base 1 to 1332 and encodes 443 amino acids. The record is from RefSeq and is a predicted model, not a curated record. The transcript has 11 exons.
AUGGCCGGGGUGGAAGGACGUGUCCCCGCCGUGGGGCUGGCAUGGGAGCUGAUUUCCAGCGAGCCCUUGAUAACCCCCUUCCCACCUGCUGCCCAGCGGCUCCGCUCACGCUCCUUCCCUCGCUGGCUCCUCUGCAACGGCAGCCUGCACCGCUACAAGCACCCCUCGGACGAGGAGCUCUGCGCCCUGGCAGGGAAGCAGCGCCCCAAGGCCAAGCGGGACAGGUCAGCUCAGCUCGCGGCCCUGGCUCUGGCGGGCAGGCCCGCCUGGUGCCCCACCCCCAUCGCCGCCGUGGAUGCUCUCGUGCUGCGUUAUUUCCUGGAGUACCAGUGGUUUGUGGAUUUUGCCGUCUACUCCACGGCUGUGUACGUCUUCACCGAGGGCUACUACUGCCUGGCGGACCCCCAGAAGGAGACGAACAUCGGGGUGCUCUGGUGCCUGCUGACGGUCGUCUUCUCCAUCAAGGUCUUCUUCACGGUGAUGCGCCAUUACUUCCGCUCGGAGGAGGGGGGCGAGCGCUCCGUCUGCCUCACCUUCGCCUUCUUCUUCCUCCUCCUCGCCAUGGUGGCCCUGGUCAUCCGUGAGGACUACCUGGAGUUCGGCCUCGAGCCCGGGCUGGCCAGCGUCAGCAGCAACCUGGAGAGCAUCCUGAAGCAGCGGGGCUGGGAGUGGACACAGCUCAUCCGCAGGGUCCUGCUCCACGUGAGUUUCCUGGCGCCUGUCCUGGUGGUGGUGAUGUGGAUCAAGCCCAUCGCGCGGGAUUUCCUGCUCCAUGCACCCAUGGGCAAGCAGACGGUGCAGAUCAUGUCGGACUCUGCCUACAACACCACGCGCCUCUGGACCAUCGUCGGCCUCUGCCUCUUGCGCCUGGCUGUCACCCGUCGCCACCUCCAGGCGUACCUGGGCCUGGCCGAGCGCUGGGUGGAGCAGAUGAGGAAGGAAGCCGGGCGUAUUGCUGUCCUGGAGAUCCAGCGCAAGAUCACGAGGAUUUACUGCUACGUCUCCGUGGUCAGCCUGCAGUACCUGGGACCCGUCAUCCUCACCCUCCACUGCACGCUGCUCCUCAAGACGCUGGGGCACCACUCGUGGGGGCUGUACCCGGAGCCCCCUCCCCUCCCUCCGGCAGCGACCGCAGCACCGCCACGUCCCGGCGGGGAGGACGGGGAGGACGUGCGUGCUGCGGUGGAGCAGAUCACUGGCAUCUUGGGCAGCAUCUUCACCCCCCUCUUCCUCCGUGGACUCUUCGCCUUCCUCACCUGGUGGGGGGCCGCCUGCCAGGUCAUCCCCAGCCUCUUUGGCCUCUACUUCCACCAGUACCUGGCAGCUUCCUGACUGGGGGGAGCUGGGACCUGCCUUGGGGUGCAGUCGGUGCCUGGCUGCUGGUCCCCUUGCUCCUGCCUCGGCUGGUUUCCACCUUUGCCCGUGGCACAUGUGGACACACACGUGGGGACAUUUCUGCCACCA